GGACAGGUUCCUUUCUUCCAAAGAGGGAAGGGCGCCGGAGGGUCCGAGUAUCCCCUGCUCCGCUGCGAUGGGAAGCGGCUCCUCCAUCCCAGCACGCUUKGGCCAGGCACCCUGCGCCCGUCUCGGGAUUUCUAUGGUGGAAGAAUUCAAUGGAGAUUUGGGCGCGGAGCUGGUGGCGCUGCCAGGCGCAGCUCCGCCCCCUCGUCCCGGGUGCGGGGGUGGCGGUGCGCUUAUCCCGGGGCCGCGCUCACCGCGGGGUCCGGGACGGCGCGGGCAGGACAUGAUAGAUAGAAAAGAGCCCUGUACUUCAGGACAGAUACCGAUGACCAACCUCAGCUGCCUUUUCUAUGCUCUGGAAGAAUGGGCUGUUGUGGAGUUCCUGAAGAAAUACCUUUUUCAUGUCAUCAUCACCUCCCUGACAAUUAGUGCAAUAUUAGUUUUUUUUAUAGUUCCUUUAACAAUYGUCUUUUUCAUUUACCUUACUAAUCUUUUGCUUUUAAUACAUCAGARGAACAAUGAGGUAAAAGCAGAUCCCUUGAGUGGUGUUUGGGAUAGUGCCAGAAAAACUAUAGCAACCUUUUGGGAUACAUAUGCAAGAAUAUGGCAUGGUUAUGAGCUUCAUGGUGUGGAAAACCUCCCAGAAGGACCAGGCAUUCUUGUGUACUACCAUGGAGCUAUUCCUAUAGACUACCUUUACUUCUUGUCUAGGCUGUUUCUCUGGAAGAAAAGACUUUGUCUGUCAGUAGCUGAUCAUUUUGUGUUUCGCUUACCAGGRCUUAAAUUACUGUUGAGAGUGACAGGUGUUAUGCCAGGAACCAGGGAGGAGUGUCUGGCUGCACUGAAGAAAGGAUACUUGGUGUCCAUCUCACCAGGAGGAGUUCGGGAAGCGCUGUUCAGUGAUGAAAGUUACCAGCUCAUGUGGGGAAAUCGAAAAGGCUUUGCUCAGGUUGCUCUMGAUGCAAAAGUGCCCAUCAUUCCAAUGUAUACUCAAAAUGUYCGUGAAGGCUAUAGGAUGUUUAAAGAAAGAAGAUGUUUUAGACAGUUAUAUGAAAGCACUCGAUUGCCUUUUACUCCUCCAUACGGAGGACUUCCAGUAAAAUUUCGCACAUAUAUUGGGAAGCCAAUCCCCUAUGAUCCAAAUAUAACAACAGAGGAAUUAGUUGAAAAGACAAAGACUGCUGUUCAGGCUCUCAUAAGCAAGCACCAAACAAUCCCAGGCAGCAUAUGGAAGGCUUUACUGGAGCGAUUUGAUAAACGUCGUAAAAGUGAUUAGAAGGCUUAUGUUGAUUUCAUUGGUUUUACAGCAUACAGUAAAAAACAAUGUCCUACAGCACUGCUCACUAAUAGCUGGUGUUCAACCUGUUUAAUUUACAAAUUUCUACAGAUUUGAUGGAAGAAAACAAUUAACCUCUUGAAAGYUCCCCCAUGUCUUUGAGAAUAUCCUGAAUUCAGAAAGAUUGAUGAUGAUGGCUUAUGUGUAAUAGCAAUGCAACAACUARAUUCUCCAAAAGGAAAUCCCCUAGCCAAGAUUUUUCUUUGUUUCUAAAACAAGUACA
Molecule: messenger RNA, 1556 nt
Organism: Malurus melanocephalus (red-backed fairy wren)
Lineage: Eukaryota; Metazoa; Chordata; Aves; Passeriformes; Maluridae
Product: transmembrane protein 68-like
Exons: 7
Coding region: 68-1273 (401 amino acids)
Cellular component (GO): membrane
Molecular function (GO): acyltransferase activity
Source: RefSeq, a predicted model, not a curated record